Anoplophora glabripennis (Asian longhorned beetle) is the source of this 4627-nucleotide messenger RNA. RefSeq names its product probable ribonuclease ZC3H12C. Gene Ontology annotation, cellular component: cytoplasmic ribonucleoprotein granule; nucleus. The coding region runs from base 385 to 2058 and encodes 557 amino acids. The record is from RefSeq and is a predicted model, not a curated record. The transcript is spliced from 6 exons. Lineage: Eukaryota; Metazoa; Arthropoda; Insecta; Coleoptera; Cerambycidae. Gene Ontology annotation, molecular function: metal ion binding; RNA endonuclease activity; mRNA binding.
GCGAUUUAUUUGGCCGAAUAUCCAUAAACGCCAGUUCCUUGUUCAUACAAUCGGUCCUCCAAGCUCUACGUAGGCAAACAUCCGGUUCAAAAUUUCAAUGUAGCACGUCUGAUUCGAGCCGCUGCUCAAGUAUUUCUGAAUCUUCUGUUAUCAAGUGCACUGUGCACCGAUAAGUCGGUGGAUCUGUAGUUUUUUUCGUUCCGUCGAGAGGAUAGUGGGCCGGUGCGACUCUUCGGGGUAUUGUUAUUAUUGCUAGUGCGUUCAAGAGCAGUGCCUGUGGUUUUGUGGUGGUUUCGCUUGGCAUGCACCAGGAUAUAGUCGAAAGGAUACUUUAAUGACCGGUGUAACGGAAUGGCACGGAGUUCCGGCUCAUCUGUAUGAGAUAUGACAGUUUCUGGAGAGAAUUAUGUAGACGAUAUUUGUGGUGAGGGAUGCGGAGGGGCUGUGGGGGGUGAGGACUCCAGUUACGAUUCCGAUUUUGAGGUUGAUCCACCUACAGGACAUCAGGAUGUCUCUCGAACAACUAGUGACACUCUUGCAGCAGAGUACGCUGAAUACGUUCAGUCGUCAUCUGAAAUAUCUCCAGGAUACACAGCCAGGGUAGAAUUCGCCCUUAAAUUAGGUUAUACAGAGAAAUUAGUGCAGGCCGCCUUACAGAAGUUAGGCCCUUCCCCUACUCAGAAUGAGCUCCUGGCUGAGCUCAUAAAACUGGGUGCCCAAAAGGGCAGUUCGUGUGAUAGCAGCCCCACGGAAAGUACUCUUGACGUUGCCGAUUUUCAUUUGGAAGCUCUCGAGGGAACCCAAUCAUUACGUCCAAUAGUGAUAGAUGGCAGUAAUGUUGCUAUGAGUCAUGGAAACAAAGAAAUCUUUUCCUGCCGUGGUAUCAAGAUCUGCGUGGACUGGUUCAAAGCUAGAGGUCACAAGACUAUCACAGUCUUUGUACCGAAAUGGAGGAAAGAAGCGCCACGUCCUGACAACCUCAUUCGCGACCAACAUAUUCUAGCCGAAUUAGAAACAGAAAGACUGUUAGUUUUCACCCCCUCCCGACAUGUUGGGGGAAAAAGAAUGGUGUGUUACGAUGAUAGAUAUAUCUUAAAACUUGCAGCCCAGAAUGACGGUAUUGUAGUUAGUAACGACAAUUAUAGGGAUUUGUGUCAAGAAAAUGCCGAAUAUCGUAAGGUUGUGGAAGAAAGGAUACUAAUGUACUCGUUUGUGAAUGAUCACUUUAUGCCCCCUGAUGAUCCGUUAGGUAGAUCUGGUCCUACGUUGGAUAAUUUUCUUAGAAUUCAGCCUAAAAAAGGUGAUCCCCCACCACCCUGUCCGUAUGCGAAGAAGUGUACCUAUGGGAAUAAAUGCAAGUAUCAUCAUCCGGAGAGAGGACCAUUACCUCAUAAAAGUGUUACGGAACGCUUAUCCGAACACGCCCAGAGACAUUUGCAGGACAUCAGGAAGACUCCACUAGGUCGAACCAGAUCUAACGUACCCCCGCCUAAGGAAUCUCAGCAUGCAGUUGUGUCUAAAAGCCGAAGUGUCGAUAACGUCGGUAGUUCUUACCAACACAUUCAGUCUACGGAAAACCUACACAAAAAACUUCAGAGACAGUUAACUCUAAAUCCAAGCUCCGAUCCUAGACUGGCUAGACGUUACGCCCCACCUAUAUCCAGUACGCAAAGUAGUCAGAUGACUUUGACUACACCUGCUAGUGGUUAUAUUGCGCAUCCGAGUUGGGAUAUGCAUCAACAUGUAACCAGAAUAGCAUCUGCACCAGACUCUUACAGACCCUGGCCACCUCAGCAACAUCCGCAGCAUAGACACAUGCAAAGAAUAUCGAGUUGUUCGGAUUCUCAGUUAAACGUGUGGCCCCCUACAUGGUCUCAAGGCAGCGUACCACAUCUUGCAAGUCCUACUGCCCAGGAGGAUGCUCGAAGAAAACUCCACUAUCAUUUAGCAGCCAUAUUUCCUGAAGAACAGGUUACCCAGGCCAUGCAGAUGUACCCGGAUGAAACGAAUCCGCAAAAAAUAUGCGCUGCGAUUUUAUCGAUGUUUCCGAAGACAUAAAAAGACGUGAAUUAUUCGAAAUGUAAGUGUAAGUAAAGGAAUGAUUACUUAUUGACGUUGAAAAAAAAGUAUGAGUUUUGAGACUUUUUUAUAAAUAAUGUUAGAAAUUAUUGACGUGAGUAAAUCUGAUUUUCUUAGGUACUUAAUAAAGUAUAUGAAGCUGCGAUGAACAUUUACCAGAUGAUUACGAAACAGUCUUAAAAUUCAUAGAACCCUUAACUGAAAUAUUAUUAUAGUUGCGGGAAAAAUAUAAAUAACUUAAGCUGGUCUUGUUAUUUAUAAUUUUUAUAAAAUGGCGAUUUUGUUUAAUAAAAAAUAAUGGAAAUUUAGGAUAAAGUAAUAAUAAAAUUAGUUUAGUGCCAGUUUGUUGCAUCAAGGUAAUAGACGGCAUGUGAGUCAUUCCAAUUAAAAUUAUCAAAUAAUCUCAACAUUGAUGCUUUUGUCUGCAAAUAGAAUUUAAUGAUCUAUACUCGAACCACAAUAUGAGAGUGAGACAAUUGGUACUAGCACCCUCUGUCAGCAAAUUUGGAACUGAGACAAUUCUUUUUAAGUGACAAUUUAUUAUACUAACAUGUUUAAAAUGGUAAUUAUAAAAUUUAUAGCAAUUUUGGGAGUUCCAUUUUGAGCAGUUUUGGGAUGUCCUAGAGCAAAUUAUCAAAAGUCUUCAUUUUUGGUUUAAAAAAUCAAAUUGAUCUACUUCCAAUAUUCGUUUUUGGUCAUUCGUCUUUCCUUUAGAGUUCAGUUGAUUUGCAAUUUUUUUGGAGAUCGGGAGUUUUCAGAAACAGAUCUGAAAUUGUAUGGGCUAGUAACAGUUAUUUCGAGGAGUUGCAUUGAAACGUGAACAACAAAAGAACUAACUUUGCUUAUCUUAUAAAUACUUUAUAUCAAUGUAACAUUUUAUGUGUAAUUUCACCAAAGGAAGGGAUCGUAUUUGAGGCGGGUAUAACAUUUUUUGCACCAAAAUUAAUAAUUCUAUUAACUUCAGAGUUUGCAAUUUAUAAUGUUUUUUGUGUGGCUUUUUUUUAGAUGUUUUUUUUAAGGUUAACAAAAUUAAUCCAACUUGCUAACACUAUCUAAAUCAAAAUUUGAGUUAACCUGUACAUAAAUUUAAUUAAUUUGUGGCUUAAAUGAAAAACGGUAUACGUACAGUUGAGUUCUUCAAAAAUAUAAUUUACGAAAAUGAAAAGCCACUAGAUGGUGCUGCUUUCAAACGGAAAACCAUAGUCAUUAUACACCAUUAGAGAUACGCAGUAAUAUUAAAUUUUGUAUGAUUUGCUUGUAACAAUAACAAAAAGGUAUUGGAAUACAGGUACGUGGAGGAAAAUGUGUUGUACAAACGUUUUGUGGCACCAACAGGGAUAGAAUUAUUUUUAUUUCGAAUAGACAGAAAUUAGAAAUUAGGAAUUUUUCGCGAGUUCCCAUUUGAUCAACGGUAACAAGAAAUCAGUUACAGGUGCAUUUUCGCGUAAUAACGGGAAUAGGGAAAAUUCAAGAAUAAGCUACUCUUAUGACGUCAGUACCUAUAAAACAGGAACUGAUUUUCUUACCGGUGUCUAGUGGUGUGUUACUAGCGGUUAUUGCGAUAGAGUGAAAGUAAGGUUAAAGUAAAGUAAAUCGUUCAAAUUACUUUGAAUUAUUUAGGAGACUUACAGUCCUUACAGAUCUGCCAACAGCUAAUGUUUUGUUGAAUAGAUUAAUCAAACAUGCAGUAUCAUUUUCUAUUACUGUUUUCAACAGUUUAUGAAAUGUUUCUUCAUGCGAAAUAACUGGAAAAAUACAUGUUCUUGGUAUGGUUUCUAUCCUACCAAAUGUGUUGGUCAAUUACAUGACGGGUAAGUUGUUCUCUAAAUACUUAUAUAAAAUUUUCGGCGAUAUUGCUUCCUUAUGAAAUUGUUCCCAAUUUCCUCAGAGCUAUAAAAAAAUAAAAAUAAAAAAAAAUUCCGAAAAGUUCGAGGAAAAGCAACAUGAAAAUGAAAAACAAACAACCGGUUAUCGGGUUACCGCAAACAAGAGUAAAAAAUUUCUGUUCAGUAACAAGGAGGGGAUGAACCGCUAAGAUUCUGAUGGUUAUGAACGGGAAUUCGCGAAAAAUUCCUAUAUGUCGAUUUCACAGAGAUAACAAAUGAAAUGCAGUUAUGCUCAAACUUCACUCAGACUAGAGCCAUUACCACCUAGAUUAAUAAGGCAUCCACUCUUAGUGACAAAUUUAAUGUAUUACUCCGUAAAGCAAUAAAUCCUUAACGAUAUGGAUUUACAUAUUAAAAUUUCAUUGAAAUUAAAUAGAUGUAAAAUUUGUAUUACCUCGUAACUAAAGAACAUAUUAUAAAUUUAAUUACAAAUAAAAUAAACAGUAUUUAACAUUUAGUUAGUCUUUCGAACUUGAGUAUGAACUAUACAUUUUAAAACGGAGUUGCCACAAAAACAGCCUUUUGCUACACCCUCUCGUUAUUUUUCCUUUCAUUUUUCUUAUGUAAAAUGAAGCUUUAAAGCAAAAACUAAUGCAUGUAGAAUCUUUAGAAAAUUGUAAAAUAGCAAUUGCUGCGGUCGAUAGCCGCACGGUUUAAGGCGU